This is a messenger RNA of Aspergillus calidoustus, 849 nucleotides long. The record is from the annotation of a GenBank genome assembly. NCBI's taxonomy places the organism in Eukaryota, Fungi, Ascomycota, Eurotiomycetes, Eurotiales, Aspergillaceae.
AUGGACUCGUCAAUCAUCGAGCCCUUUUGGGGUCCUCAGACCUCGUAUCUAAACUUCUGCGAAGAAGACUACGUCGUCACCCGCUACGUCGCCGAAUUCAUCAACACCCUCAGCAGCGGCGUCUACUGCCUCUUCGGCCUGUAUGGCCUCGUUCAGCUGCGCCGCCGCGGACAGGCGUCGCUCUCCCGCUGUAUCCCGUAUCUCGGGCUGGUUGGUGUCGGCGUUUGUUCGGGCGGGUACCAUAUGACGCUCAAGUAUCAUACGCAGAUGUCUGACGAACUCUCAAUGCACCUCCUAACAACACCGCUCCUCUACCGCAUCCUAACCUUCCAAACCAGCGCGCAGUACACGCGCCUCGUGGGCGGGAUCCUCGGCGUGAUCUUUACCGUUGUCAUGGUCGUGCACAUGGUCAUGGACGAGUUCUUGCUUCAUGCCGUGUCAUUUGGUCUGGCCGUGCUUCUCAUCACGACGCGCACGAUGAAGGCGAUUCCGCAGCAGAUUCCCAAUAUGGGAAUUCGGUUGAAGGUUCGCGGGGUUUCGAGGUUUGGGCUUUUCUGCUUCAUAUUCGGCUACACCGUCUGGCUAGUCGACACGUGGUUCUGCGGGCAUCUACUCGACGUGCGACGAACUGUCGGGACACCGUUGGCUUUUCUCUUUGAGCUGCACGGCUGGUGGCAUGUCUUUACGGGGAUCGGUGGGUAUGUGGCCGUUGCGAUUGUCGAUAUGAUUACUGCUGGUGAGGUCCAUGGGGAUCCGACGGGUGAGAUGGCGUUUCCGAUCAAUGUUGUUUCGAGGGCUUGGGAUGCUUGGGCCAGGAGUGAACAAGGAGAGGGAAAGAAGGGGAAAUGA